CAUUUGAAUAACGAAAUGGCGACUUUUAUUCAAUUCGUUCUCCUGGUGGGUUUAGUUUCAGGGCCAAUUUUUGGCCAUGAGCAUAACCACUACCCGAGUUCCGGUUGCGGUCGGGGAAGUGGGUGGGGUUCCCCCUCCUCGCCUUCCACCACCGCCGCCCCCAUCACUGCCGACACCCGCACUCUCUCCCAACUUCACUCCGCCGCCCUCGCUGAAGGCGGAAAACUAAUCGUCUACGCCGGCGGAGAUACUGCAAAUCAGUUGAACGAAAUGAAAACCGCGUUCGAAACCCGUUUUCCCGGAAUGUCUGUCGAAAUCAUUGUCGACUUCAGUAAGAACCACGACGCCCGAAUCGACCUUCAACUCCAGACCAAUUCCCUCAUCCCGGACGUCACCCAUUUGCAAACCCUGCAGGAUUUCGACAGAUGGAAGAAGGCGGGAGUUUUACUGAAUUACAAACCGAUCGGGUGGGAUCAGGUGUACCCAGAGUUUAAAGAUGUCGAUGGCGCCUACACGGCCAUUGCAGUGAUCGCUUUCUCCAACAAUAUCAACAAAAAUUUGGCCGGAACGAAUCCAGCGGGAUGGCCGACCGAAGCGAAUGACUACUUAAGGGCUAAUUUGACGGGAAAAGUAGUCACAACUUACCCCAAUGAUGAUGACGCCGUCCUUUUCUGGUUUAAACAGGUCAUCGACAAGUACGGGUGGGCCUGGCUGGAAAAAUUUGUCGCUAACAAGCCAAAAUUCGUGCGGGGGACGCAAGCACCCUCGGACGAUGUUUGGGGCGGAAAAACUCCCGCCGUUUUUACUUCGGGCGGUGCUAUGAAGAUGACCAAUCCCGUCCAAUUCGUUCUCCCCAAGAACGACCCAUUCGUCUCGUGGGGGCAACGAGCCGCCAUUUUCAAAGCUACGAAGCGACCCGCCGCCGCCAAAUUGUACCUCAGCUGGUGGCUCGACUUGGGAACCCAGAAGAACACGUGGGCCAUGUGGAGCGUGCGAAAGGACGUCCCACCUCCCGCCGGAUACAAGAGCAUCUUUUCCUACAAGGGGCAAAGUGAUCCCGUCGAAUUCCAGAAAUGGAUGGCUAAUCGCGAAGAAGUGGAACGCUUCAAGGCUCAAGUGACCCAGAUCGUCGGAGAAGUUCAGGGCCCCAGCCCGCCGGGUAAUUUGGGACUCUACCCGACGAAAAUGUUGCCUGGAUCGUACCCAUAAAUGGAUUAAAUUGUGGAUAAAACCGUUGAUGAUUAAUGUGUACAUAUGUAAAUCUGAUUAGAUGAUUGGCAGCGAAAAUAAAAUUCAAUAGCAAAAUA
Messenger RNA from Folsomia candida, 1307 nucleotides. RefSeq lists its product as uncharacterized. The record is from RefSeq and is a predicted model, not a curated record. Lineage: Eukaryota; Metazoa; Arthropoda; Collembola; Entomobryomorpha; Isotomidae. Bases 16 to 1209 code for a protein of 397 amino acids. The transcript is spliced from 3 exons.